GAACAAAGGCUUCAGUUUUCCGCCCCUCUCUCUUCCCUGAAAGUGGAAUUUUUGCACGACGCCGGGAUCCGCGUUUCUCGAUUCUGCAACAACUCUUCACGCCUGCGCAUGUAGCGUACUCAUGCAAGGUUGCACAUUGCCGUGAAUCUCUCGCUCCGGUAAGGGCUAAUUUCAAUGGACGUUUCUUCGGAUCGUUAUUUUUUAUGAUUUUAAUUUCGUUGUCCUAUGUUCGUUUUCUCGUUUUGCAAGUUCUGUGAUGAGGUUUUGUGUUUUAUGAUUUUUUUAAAAAUCUGCAUUGGCCUAAAUUUCAUGUUUCGGUAGAGUUUGCUUUUCUGAUCAAUGCUCUUGAAUUUUUUUUUAAUGAGUUAAUUGUGUAGUAUUUGAUCGUAAAACUGUUCAUACAUCGAAGAUCGACCAGAAGUGUUUAUAUCGAAGAUUUCUAUAAUGUUGAUCUAGUUAAGGCAGAUUGGAUCGGCUAGGUUUGUAUCAGUGAAUGAAUAGCACAACACAACGUGGAGAAUUGAGGCGUAUGCUUUCGUCCGUGUGAAGCUCAUUUGUGAUAUUGAGAGGCGAACAAUGUGCAGUAGGGGUGAACAUAAUACGGUUCCCCUUUCAGUGCUGCUCAGGCGUGAACUUGCCAACGAGAAGACUGAAAGACCAGAUAUAUUAUCUGGUCAGGCCAGCCAAAGCAAGAAAGGGGAGGACUUGACGUUACUCAAGACAGACUGCCAAAGGACGCUUGGAGAUGGCUUAACAUAUUCUGUUUUUGGGCUAUUUGAUGGACAUAAUGGAUCUGCAGCUGCUAUCUACUCUAAGGAGAAUCUUCUAAAUAAUGUUUUGGCUGCUAUUCCUUCUGAUAUUAACCGUGAUGAAUGGAUAGCAGCGCUACCGAGGGCUUUGGUUGCAGGGUUUGUGAAAACUGACAAAGAUUUUCAAGAGAAAGCACAAACUUCAGGAACAACGGUUACCUUUGUCAUAAUUGAAGGGUGGGUUGUAACUGUAGCAUCCGUUGGUGAUUCACGUUGCAUACUUGAAUCUGCCGAAGGUGGAAUAUAUUAUUUAUCUGCUGAUCAUAGGCUUGAAUGCAAUGAGGAGGAGAGGGAACGCAUUACUGCAAGUGGUGGUGAAGUUGGUCGCCUUAAUACUGGUGGUGGUGCAGAGAUUGGUCCUUUGAGAUGUUGGCCCGGUGGCUUGUGUCUUUCCAGAUCUAUUGGAGAUAUGGAUGUUGGGGAGUUUAUUGUUCCUGUUCCUUAUGUUAAACAAGUGAAGCUUUCUACAGCUGGUGGUAGGCUUAUUAUCUCAAGUGAUGGAGUUUGGGAUGCAUUAAGCGCGGAAAUGGCUCUUGAUUGUUGUCGUGGAAUGCCACCUGAAGCAGCUGCCGCACAGAUUGUUAAAGAAGCUGUACAGGUGAAGGGACUUCGUGAUGAUACAACCUGCAUUGUUAUUGAUAUUCUACCUCCAGAGAAGACAACCCCUCCUUUGCCACCACCAAAGAAGCAAGGGAGAGGAGUCUUUAAGUCCAUGUUUCGCAAAAAAUCUUCUGAAUCCUCCUCCCAUGUUGAUAAAGAAUAUUGUGAGCCAGAUGUGGUGGAGGAAAUUUUUGAGGAGGGAUCCGCUAUGCUUUCAGAAAGGUUAGAUACAAAAUACCCACUCUGCAACAUGUUUAAGCUGUUCAUGUGUGCAGUUUGUCAAGUAGAGAUAAGGCGUGACGAGGGUAUUUCAAUACAUGCUGGCUCAUCUAAUCUAGGGAAAGUACGUCCCUGGGAUGGUCCUUUCCUUUGCUUGAGCUGCCAAGAGAAGAAGGAAGCCAUGGAAGGGAAAAGACGACCAGCAUCCAGAUAUAGUAGUGGAAGUGAUUAGAGAGCCCUCCAAUUGUAUUUGCUUUUGUCACCACAGAUGGUUGUUUCAGAGCCGAUCAUAAAUGGGAAAUCAAAGCUUUGUUACAUUAUUAGUUUACUUCUUCUCAUAUGGGGUUGAGCUUAUGUUCAAUUUGACGCCACUUCAGUACCCACUGCCUCUUGGGAUCUCUCCUGAGUUUGUUCAUGCAAAUCAAAUGAUCAGUGAUGGCAAGCUGCUUAGUAAAUGUAAAAAUCUGUUCUCUAACCCGGAAGGAUAUACAAAAAAUGGCAGCCUCCCUUGGAAGACUUGUGGAAGGCUGUGAUAAACUUAGCAAUGGACUACAAUGGCUUUUCAGGUAAUUAUUAUUUUUUAAUGGGGUACAGCGUCCUUUCCUUUCAUAGAGCUGAAAAAUGAAUGAAAGUGGCCUUCACCCCAAUGUUAUAUGAGGGUUUGGCAUGAACUUGUAGGAUUCAUUACCUGGGAAAGACUGGUUUGAUCAGCUUGCUGAAUGCAUUUUCUCAUGCAAGCAUUAGCUUGAGCAGGCCUUACAGGAUGUAUGGUGGACCUUCGGAAUUUGAAAAAAAAAAAAAAAGAUUAAAAAGGCCACAGUUUUUCCCCAUUCAGCUCUAGUUUCCACUAACUGCUCCCCUUCUGCCAAGUUCUGACUGUAGGAUAUUUAUGUGUAGAUAGCUGCCUCAUUCUCUAAUGAAAAUUAUUUAUAAUUGUAUCUAUAGAUUUGCAAGAUUGUUAUAAUAAUAAUUAUAAUUAUUAUUUGUCAAAA
Molecule: messenger RNA, 2620 nt
Organism: Malania oleifera
Lineage: Eukaryota; Viridiplantae; Streptophyta; Magnoliopsida; Santalales; Ximeniaceae
Product: probable protein phosphatase 2C 12
Exons: 10
Coding region: 577-1860 (427 amino acids)
Biological process (GO): protein dephosphorylation
Molecular function (GO): protein serine/threonine phosphatase activity
Source: RefSeq, a predicted model, not a curated record